AUGGGUGAAAUAGCUCUCCCAAAUGGGAUUAGCAAUGGCCAAACCCAUUCUCUGAAUGGUUACAGGAAGAGUUGUUGGUAUGAAGAAGAGAUCGAAGAGGACUUAAGAUGGUGCUUUGCUCUCAACAGCAUAUUGCAUACAGGAGCUAGCCAGUACCAAGACAUUGCAUUGUUGGACACAAAGCCCUUUGGAAAGGCUUUGGUAAUUGAUGGAAAGCUUCAGAGUGCAGAGACAGAUGAAUUUAUCUACCAUGAAUGUCUUGUUCAUCCAGCUCUUCUUCACCAACCUAACCCAAAGAAUGUCUUCAUUAUGGGAGGAGGAGAAGGGUCUACUGCAAGAGAAUUGCUUAGGCAUAAGACCAUAGACAAAGUUGUAAUGUGUGACAUUGAUGAGGAGGUGGUGAACUUCUGCAAAUCAUACCUAGUUGUGAACAAGGAAGCAUUCCGUGAUCCGAGACUUGAGGUCAUCAUCAAUGAUGCCAGGGCUGAGCUAGAAGCCAGAGAUGAGAGCUAUGAUGUGAUAAUUGGCGACUUGGCAGACCCAAUUGAUGGUGGUCCUUGUUAUAAACUUUACACCAAGUCCUUCUAUGAAUUCAUUGUCAAGUCUAGACUGAAGCAAGGUGGCAUAUUUGUGACACAGGCAGGACCAGCUGGAAUAUUUAGCCACACGGAAGUGUUCUCGUGUAUCUACAACACCUUGAGACAAGUUUUCAAGUAUGUUGUGCCUUAUUCAGCUCAUAUCCCAUCCUAUGCUGAUAUUUGGGGAUGGGUCAUGGCUUCCGAUUCUCCAUUAGACCUGAAUGCAGAAGAGCUAGAUCUGAGAAUGAGGCACAGGAUAAUGGGUGAAAAUAGAUAUCUUGAUGGAAAAACAUUCUCAUCAGCAUCAACUUUGAGCAAAACUGUUCGCAAGUCGCUGGACAAUGAAACUCAUGUAUACACAGAGGAAUCUGCUAGGUUCAUAUACGGCCAUGGCAAGCACGCAUAGCCAAGCUUGAGAAGUGAAACAAAAAAGUAAUGCAAAAAAGGACACACAACGCAAGUGAAAAGGCUUUCAAGAUUUUCUUUCAUCUUAUGUAUUUCCCUUGUUCUUUUCUUUUUACUUUUGGUGUGUACUUCACAUGAAAAAGGCUUACAUGAUAUAUGAAUGGGCUACA
Abrus precatorius (Indian licorice) is the source of this 1153-nucleotide messenger RNA. Its product is annotated as thermospermine synthase ACAULIS5-like. The record is from RefSeq and is a predicted model, not a curated record. The transcript is spliced from 10 exons. Bases 1 to 984 code for a protein of 327 amino acids. Gene Ontology annotation, molecular function: thermospermine synthase activity. Gene Ontology annotation, biological process: polyamine biosynthetic process. NCBI's taxonomy places the organism in Eukaryota, Viridiplantae, Streptophyta, Magnoliopsida, Fabales, Fabaceae.